CUGCACCUGCGCUACCCCUUCCGGUUCCCGGGCUCGCGUGACGCAGGCGCUUAGCCCGACAGAGGUGGAACCGUGUCACUUGUGGAAUCCAGAGGUGGAACCCUGCACCUACAUCUGGUCCACUGACCGUGGCAGCUGAUUUGGGGUCUUGUUCUGGGCGGUGAAGACGCGGAUCCGCAGCUGGCGUGUCGCGGUCGCCGGGCAUGAGGCCGGGACCUAGCCAUGGAGGAAGGCGGCUCCCGCAUCCGCCGGCGUGUGUCUGCCCGCAAAAGGAAUCGUAGCUUAGAGGGCAUCUGUGCCUCUCCCCCCGCGACCCAGUCCCUGACCGGCGCCGACCAGGAGGAGGAAGCGGGGGCCGGGAGCCGGCGACGAAAAACUGUGGGCCUGGAGCCCGGCCAGCAAAGUGACAGUGAAGAAGACAUGUUUGGUGACAGCUAUACAGAAAACUCCUUUUUAGCUCAAGUUGAUGCCCUAGAACAGAAAUAUAUGCAAUCUCCUGAACAUAGGAAACAUGUUACAGACUUUGCCACCGAAGAUCUUUGUUCAGAAAGCAUCCAAAACAAACUUGGUAUUACUGCUGUAAGCAACUUGUCUGGGUCUAAAAUGAAUGAGGAUGCAAAGAACCAGAUUGGCCAUGAUGUCCCUGUUGAACCUGGAGAUGGUCUUCUGUUUGAAGUGCCAUCUUCUCAAGUCUUAUAUUUUGAACAUUUGCAGAACACUUCAAAUGAUUUGGGUCAUCAGUCUACUGAAGAAAGAGACAGGAACUCACACAAGACAGCAGAUGAAGACUUGUCCUGUACUCGACUAGAACAGCCCCAGCAAAAUGAUGAAUUCACUUCUACAGUCAAGGAUACUUCAGAGAUGAGUAGGACAAAAAGUGUAAAGGAUCAUCUGAAAAGUGCCAUGACUGGGAAUGCCAAAGCCCAGACACCAGUAUUUUCUAGGAGUAAACACUUCAAAGAGACGCUCCUGUCUGAAGAAAUUAGUGUUGCUAAGAGAGCAAUUGAGUCGUCAUCAGAUGAUCUUGGUCCUUUUUAUUCACUUCCCAGCAAAGUGAGAGACCUUUAUGCUCAGUUCAGAGGAAUUGAAAAGUUAUAUGAGUGGCAACAUACAUGUUUAACAUUGGGUUCUGUACAAAAAAGAAAAAAUUUAAUAUAUUCCUUGCCAACAAGUGGUGGAAAAACUCUUGUGGCUGAGAUUUUAAUGCUACAAGAACUACUUUGCCGAAAGAAAGAUGUUUUAAUGAUCCUUCCAUAUGUGGCAAUUGUCCAAGAAAAGAUUUCAGGUUUAUCAAGUUUUGGUAUAGAACUCGGUUUCUUUGUUGAAGAAUAUGCUGGAAGCAAAGGAAAAUUUCCUCCAACUAAAAGAAGAGAAAAGAAAUCACUAUAUAUUGCCACUAUUGAAAAAGGGCACAGCCUGGUGAACUCCUUGAUUGAAAGUGGAAGGAUUAGUACUUUGGGUCUGAUUGUGGUAGAUGAGUUGCACAUGAUUGGCGAAGGGAGUCGUGGUGCUGUCCUGGAGAUGACCUUGUCAAAAGUCCUCUACACUAGCAAAACAACUCAAAUUAUUGGUAUGAGUGCAACGCUAAGCAAUGUUGAAGACCUACAAGAGUUCCUUAAAGCCGAGUAUUACACCAGUCAGUUUAGACCAGUUGAAUUAAAAGAAUAUCUGAAAAUAAAUGAUACAAUAUAUGAAGUAGACAGCAAAGCUGCAGAUGGCUUGACUUUUUCACGGCUCAUUAAUUAUAAGUAUUCUGAUGCCCUGAAAAAAAUGGACCCUGACCACUUGGUAGCAUUGGUGACAGAAGUGAUUCCCAGUUAUUCCUGCCUAGUUUUUUGUCCCAGUAAGAAGAACUGUGAAAACGUAGCAGAAAUGUUAUGCAAAUUUUUAAGCAAAGACUGUCUAAAGCACAGAGAGAAAGAAAAACAUGAAGUGAUUAAGAACUUGAGGAACAUCAGCAAUGGCAACAUGUGUCCUGUCUUGAAGCGCACCAUCCCUUUCGGAGUUGCCUAUCACCACAGUGGUUUAACAAGUGAUGAAAGGAAGCUCCUGGAGGAGGCCUAUUCCACCGGUGUUCUCUGCCUUUUCACCUGCACAUCCACCCUGGCAGCGGGGGUCAACCUCCCAGCACGAAGAGUUAUUUUAAGAGCUCCCUAUGUUGCUCAAGAAUUCUUAAAGAGGAAUCAAUAUAAACAGAUGAUUGGCAGGGCUGGCCGUGCUGGAAUAGAUACUGUAGGGGAGAGUAUCCUUAUAUUGCAAGAAAAGGACAAGGAACAGGUCUUGGAACUAAUAAACAGACCACUGGAAAACUGCUAUAGCCAUCUUGUUCAGGAAUUCACUAAGGGAAUCCAAAGUUUGUUUCUUUCUUUAAUUGGUUUGAAGAUUGCAACAAAUCUUGAUGACAUAUAUCAAUUUGUGAAUGGUACGUUUUUUGGUGUUCAGCAAAAGGUUUUACUGAAAGAAAAAAGUCUCUGGGAAAUAACUGUUGACUCACUUAGAUACCUGACAGAGAAAGGACUCCUGCAAAAGGACUCUCAAAAUUCUGAAGAAGGGUCACAUUGUCAUUUUCACAUUACAAAACUAGGACGAGCUUCCUUUAAGGGAACUAUAGAUUUGGCUUAUUGUGACAUUCUAUAUAAAGACUUAAAGAAAGGUCUUGAAGGCCUCGUUCUUGAAAGCUUUCUUCACCUGGUCUACCUAGUAACUCCCUAUGAUGUUGGUUCUCAGUGUAACCCUGAUUGGAUGGUAUACUUCAGACAGUUCAAUCAACUCAGUCCAGCAGAGCAAACUAUAGCUGCUUUUCUUGGCAUCUCUGAAAGCUUUAUCGGGAAGAAAGCAGCAGGGCAGGCCAUCAGGAAGAAUGUGGACAAGGGCAUUAUCAACAGACUCUAUCUAUCUUUUGUUCUUUAUUCCUUAUUGAAAGAGAACAACAUUUGGAGUGUAUCUGAAAAAUUUAAUAUGCCCCGAGGAUAUGUACAAAAUGUGCUCACGGGAGCUGCCUCCUUCGCGUCUUGUGUGUUGCAUUUCUGUGAGGAACUGGAGGAGUUUUGGGUUUAUAGAGCCCUUUUGGUAGAACUUACCAAGAAGUUAACAUACUGUGUUAAGGCGGAGCUAAUCCCACUCAUGGAAGUGACCGGGGUCUUAGAGGGUCGAGCGAAACAGUUAUACAAUGCGGGUUACAAAAGUCUAAAGCACUUAGCGAAUGCCAAUCCAGAAGUGCUAGUAAGGACAAUUGAUCAUCUGUCAAGACGCCAGGCCAAGCAAAUUGUUUCUUCAGCAAAGAUGCUGCUGCAUGAAAAAGCAGAGGCUUUGCAAGAAGAAGCUGAGGAGUUACUGAGAUUGCCUCCCGACUUCCCUGGCAUGGGGGACUCUGCCACCGAACAGGCAUGAAGCUGGACUUGAGAUCCAGCCCCAUGCUAGGGCACUUGCUUAGAGUGAGUGAGGCCCUGGGUUCAAGUCUCACUAUCUCCAAGAAAAAAACAAAAUCUAAAGGAGUAAUUGUAAGGUGGCAUGCACACCUCUAGCUCCAGCACUUGGGAGAUGGAGGCAGGAAGAUCAGGAGUGAAGUGUUCAACUACAUAGAGAGUUGGAGGCCAGCCUGGGCUACAUGAGACCUUGUCUUAAAAAAAAAAAAAAAAAAUUGAAGGCAAAAGCAUGAAGCUGUCUGAUACAUGUUUUCAAAUUUGAGUUAUUUAUUGUAUAUAUAUUUCAUUAAAUAUUCCUUCUAUUUUAUAAAUGAAAAUAUUUUUAAUUAUAUAUUAAA
This is a messenger RNA of Nannospalax galili (Upper Galilee mountains blind mole rat), 3763 nucleotides long. It is a transcript of the gene Helq, whose product is annotated as helicase, POLQ like. The transcript has 18 exons. Lineage: Eukaryota; Metazoa; Chordata; Mammalia; Rodentia; Spalacidae. The coding region runs from base 223 to 3390 and encodes 1055 amino acids. Gene Ontology annotation, molecular function: ATP binding; nucleic acid binding. The record is from RefSeq and is a predicted model, not a curated record.